AUGUAUCGUCGUAUACUCUUCCUUGUGGCGCUGUUCACUCUGAGCAGCGCGCUUAUCCGCUUCCAAUGCUCGCAACUGGUAGUCCAAAGACUCGACCCGUUGGUGAACCCUGGGCAGGUUCCGUCAGCCCAUGUUCACCAGAUCGUCGGUGGUAAUGCAUUCAAUGCCUCGAUGGAUCCCUCAAGAGACCUGCCUGGUGAAUCAACAUGUACCACCUGCUCCUUCAGCGAGGACUUUUCCAACUACUGGACGGCGGUGCUGUACUUCCGCGCACGCAACGGGACGUUCAAACGCGUCCCGCAGACGUCACAGAUCAAUGGGGCCCAGGGCGGCAUCACCGUCUACUAUAUGCAGGAUGCACUCUACGACACGGCCCAGAAGUCCAAAGUCACGUCGUUCAAGCCGGGCUUCCGCAUGUUUAUCGGAGAUGUCAACGCACGCAGCAGAGAGCAAGUCCUCAAAUUCCGACAGCUGACCUACACCUGCAUGGAGAACUCAGGGACACGAGCACCCGAGACACUUGGCAUGCCGACCAAGCCCUGUCCCGCCGGGAUCAUGGUCAACGCGCGGUUCCCGACAUGCUGGGACGGCGUGAACCUGGACUCCCCGGACCACAUGGCGCACAUGGCCUACCCGGAGAGCGGCACCUUCGAGAGCGGCGGGCCCUGUCCGGCCAGCCACCCCGUGCGCAUGGCGCAGGUCCUCUUCGAGGUCGUCUGGGACACGAGCAAGUUCAACAACAAGGCCGACUGGCCCGCGGACGGCAGCCAGCCCUUCGUGUGGUCGUUUGGGGACGCCACCGGGUACGGGAACCAUGCCGACUACGUCUUUGGCUGGAAGGGCGACGCCCUGCAGAAGAUCCUGGACACGCCCUGCGUGGUGAACUGUGCGGGGGCAAAGAGCCAGUCCACCGCCGCCAUGAAUCAGUGCAAGCAGGCGGCCGUGGUAGAUGAGAAUAUUGAUGGAUGGCUCACCGAGCUUCCCGGCGGUCACUCAGUCCAGUACGGACCAAGCAGCGGUUAG
This is a messenger RNA of Diaporthe citri, 1023 nucleotides long. RefSeq lists its product as uncharacterized. The transcript is spliced from 5 exons. The record is from RefSeq and is a predicted model, not a curated record. NCBI's taxonomy places the organism in Eukaryota, Fungi, Ascomycota, Sordariomycetes, Diaporthales, Diaporthaceae. The coding region runs from base 1 to 1023 and encodes 340 amino acids.